Cyphellophora europaea CBS 101466 is the source of this 1047-nucleotide messenger RNA. RefSeq lists its product as uncharacterized. The record is from RefSeq and is a predicted model, not a curated record. NCBI's taxonomy places the organism in Eukaryota, Fungi, Ascomycota, Eurotiomycetes, Chaetothyriales, Cyphellophoraceae. Bases 1 to 1047 code for a protein of 348 amino acids. The transcript has a single exon. Gene Ontology annotation, molecular function: hydrolase activity.
AUGGAUCCCGUUAUCAGAGCCAACACCUUUGAGACCUCACGCGGCACGUUCCAUUACCUUGCCACAGGUCCUACUACUGGGCCCCUCAUGGUUCUCAUCCAUGGUUGGCCUGGCCUCGCCCUUACCUGGCGUCCACAACUCCUCUACUUUGGCCGUUUCGGAUUCCAUGUUGUUGCUCUUGACAUGUUGGGCUACGGACAGUCCCCCGCCCCUCAUGGCGACGCCUCCCUGUACAGCUGCGAGUCACUCGUCUCUGACCAAUUUGCACUGCUCAAACACCUCGGUCGUCACAAAGCAAUCUGGCUUGGCCACGACUGGGGUUGUGGCCCACUCUGGUCACUCGCGGCUCACUAUCCUGAAGCAUGCUCUGCCGUCAUUAGUGUCUGCUGUCCCUAUCGCACUCUCGAACUGGGCGUGCAGCACCUCAUCUCCAUCGCCAACCGUGACUUGUACCCGAAAGUCGAGUACCCGAAUGCGCAGUGGGAUUACAUGAUUCUAUACGAGAAGGCCGGCGAUGAGAUCACCCGGCAAUUUGACGCUGCCAGCAGCAGGGUGGCGAAGCAGAUCUACCGUCGUGCCAACCCCAGCAGAUUCAUGAAGCCCGCGAUUACAAGCACGGUCAGUACGCGAGGAAGCUGGUUCGGUCCCGACGUGCCGGACACUCCGCUUGCGGACACCACUCUCGACGAGCCCUUGUACGAGGCUGUGACGGAGGCUCUAGGUAGGAAUGGCUGGUGGGGAGCCACAGCGUACUACCUCAACCACGAACGGAACGCGGCGUAUAACAAGAUUGACAACGUAGUGAAUGGCGGGAGGCUCGAAAUGCCGGUCAUGCACGUGGACGCGAAAUACGACUCAGUGGCCAGCGCAGUGCAAAACCCUGAGCUGAUGACAGAGAUGAGGCGCUUGUGUGUAGAUAUGCGGGAAGCAGUCUUGGAUACAGGUCAUUGGGCUGCGCUAGAGAAGCCGGACGAGUUCAAUGGGUACUUAGAGGACUUUCUGAGAGACAAGGGCUUGCUGCCGACUGCCGUUGACGGGAAAUUGUGA